GAGGGGGGCGUGGCUUCGCGGCGAUUGGCCGCGCUGCCCGUACGUCACGCCAUGCGGCGCGCCGGCGCGCUUUGGGCUGCGCGGCUGCGCGGGGUGGCGCGGAGCGGGGCCCGGCCGCCCCGCCCGCUCCUUCCCCGCCCCGCCAUGGCCGAGCCGGGCCCCGGGGGCGAGGGGGAAGCGUCGCCGGCCCCCAAGAAGCGGCGUGUGGCGGGCGGGGAGCGGUACGUGCCCCCUCCGCGGAAGCUGAGCACGGGGGUGAGCUUCGGCCCCGCGCACUUCGCCGAGACCUCCUACUACUUCGAGGGGGGGCUGCGCAAGGUGCGCCCCUACUACUUCGACUUCCGCACCUAUUGCAAGGGGCGCUGGGUGGGCCGCAGCCUCCUCCACGUCUUCAGCACCGAGUUCCGCGCCCAGCCCCUCGCCUACUACCGCGCCGCCGCCCGCGCCGGCCGCCUCCGCCUCAACGAGGAGCCGGUGCGGGACCUGGACAUCGUGCUGAAGAAUAAUGAUUUUCUCAGGAAUACGGUGCAUCGCCACGAGCCGCCGGUCACUGCCCAGCCUAUCCAGAUCCUGGUGGAGGACGAUGAGGUGGUGGUUGUGGACAAACCCUCCUCUUUGCCGGUUCAUCCCUGCGGCAGGUUUCGUCACAACACGGUCAUCUUCAUCCUGGGCAAAGAGCAUGAUCUGAAGGAGCUGCAUACCAUUCACCGACUCGAUCGCAUGACCUCGGGAGUACUGAUGUUUGCCAAGACGGCAGAGGUGUCCAAGAGGAUCGAUGAGCAGGUUCGGGAGAGACAGCUGGAAAAGGAGUACGUCUGUCGUGUGGUGGGGGAGUUUCCAGAAAAUGAAGUGGUCUGCGAAGAGCCCAUACUGGUGGUGUCUUACAAAGUGGGAGUGUGCCGCGUGGACCCCAAAGGGAAAUCCUGCAAAACCAUCUUCCAGAGACUCAGUUACAACGGCAAGACCAGCGUGGUCAAGUGUCUUCCGCGUACUGGCCGCACGCACCAGAUCCGGGUCCAUCUGCAGUAUUUGGGGCAUCCUAUCGUCAACGACCCCAUCUAUAACAUGGAAGCCUGGGGCCCCGCCAGGGGCAAAGGUGGCAAGAUUGAUAAAACGGACGAAGAACUCCUUAAGGCGCUAGUAGAGGAGCAUCGUUCCAAACAGAGCCUGGAUAUCUUGGGUAUUUCGGAGGAGGACUUGAACUCCGGCGCUGAAAAUAAAGACUGUGGUAAUUCAAGUGACUGCACAAAGUCUGCGCGGGCUGAUCCGAUACAUGAGAGCUCCUGCCCUGCCGAGGACACUGAGGAUCCCGAGAGGGAUGCAAAGGAUCCUGAGAGAAAUGACGUAGCCGCCUGUCCACCGAACUCUGAUAGCAACCUGGAAACGCUGGAAAAAAAUAAAGAACUUGGUUCCUGUGAGAAUCAGGAUGGGCAAACGGGAGAAAAGAGUUCGGAAGAGAAGGACCCUUUGUGCGCGGAGUGUAAGAUCACACGGCGGGACCCGUCUCCCAAGGAGCUGGUGAUGUUCCUGCAUGCCUUGCGCUACAAGGGAGCGGAGUUUGAGUAUUGCUCCAAGAUGCCCGCGUGGGCAAUGGAAGACUGGGAGGAAUGAGUGAGGACAUCCAACACCUACCGACAUCGCUGGCCGGGAAAGCGUCUUGUAAAGACCUAAGAGUCGCUUUCCAGCGUGGUUGAGGUGGACAAACUGCCCGUGCGCUGGAGGUGGGGCGGGAAGGCGGCCUGGCUGCACACAGGCACUGGGAAAGAUGAGUGGGAGGACGGGGCUACAGCACUAGAAUUAUGUUGCCCUUUAGUGAAUGAGCACUUCAGGGCAGCAAACGCCACCGCGCGCGGGCAGCUUGGCCUUUCACCUCAGCCUCUUCUGGGUCUGCUGUCAGUUACCCACACAGAUAAUUAAGUGCCUGCACUUAAAAGUCAGCAACUGAUUUUUCUUCCGGCCCGCUAUGUGAUGUUCUUGUAUCGUACAACGAGAGCUGCUGGAAUGUCGUUCAUGUGCUGGAUGUCAUGUCAUACACACAACUAUUUUUACUGUAUUUUAUUGUCAGACUGACUUGAAAACCCAAACGUUAUCGCCGAGAAUGCCGUAAGGUCAAAUCAGAGCACCGUGGAGCCGACCCACUUUCUGCCGGUUGUUUGUCAGCAAGGUGGACUUUGCUUUGAAAUUGCUCUUUCAGAACUGGCUCAGAUAAUGACUUAAUUUAAAGUUAGUAACUCUAGGGAUGGAUCUGUUUCUAUUUGGCCUAUUUUUGGAGGUACUACUCCCCAGUUUCUGUCUGUAUGAGACUUAUGAGGAGGCCCAUUUAGUAGAUUUUUUUGCUUUUCUGUUCCGCCCCCUCCCCUGCGACGUUUCUCCUGCCUUCUCAAACACGUCUGGCUUCUCUUCUGAGAACCUAUCGAUCUCGGUCCCUUACGCCUCAUUGAAAACGUCCUCAGACUUCAGCAGAAAUCCAAAGUAGAGAUCCGUCUGCUGACUUCAAUCUUUUUUAGUUAUUUUUUUUAAAUCAUACUAUAGGCGAGUUGUUCCUGAUUGGUGCGGAAUUGUUUUUAAUAUCGCUUCAGUGUGACAAUCAGCUUUAAAGAAAAACAAAAGCUAUUUUAUGAACCAGAUGACUUUUUUUUUUUUUAAUACAUUUUAUAUUAAUACGUUUCCAGGAUGAUAAAUAUCACUAUAGUUCUUACCUUCACCAGUGUUUAUAUGGUCGCUUCUUGGCCUCUGGGAGGGUUAUUAUAAUAAUUCUGCUGUCUCAGGUUCUUUUUUAUUUUAUUUUUUUUCUCUUUUCCGUACGUAUCGCCAGCGGUAAUGACCAGCUCCAGUGGUUGCUGCAGACAAUCAGAACCUUUACCCGGGAGGAGCCUCAGUGUUGCUUGAGGACUGUUUGCAGCCGGUGGUUUCCAGCUCUGUCGCUCCGUACCCCCCUCUCUGCACCCCUGUCCCUACCUAGGGCGCAGCUGUAGCGUUCUACACUUCCACAAUGUUAAAGAAGCCCUUUUUAAAGGUGAAGAAAGGAAUCCAGAGGAGCUGAUACUUUCAGCAAGCGUGGCAAAAGCCUUGCUGGAGUGUGGUUCGGUCUCAGAUCACCUCUCCUUGUCGUGCUGUGCUCUUUCUCAGACCCCCAUGACCUGAAGACCACUUCAGGCAGAGCUUUUGUUACCGCUUUGCCCGUUUUGCACAGGUUACUGGAGGACUCCCUGCUUCCCCGGUGUCUGUGAGCGGGGUGCUGGGGCCCUGAGCUUGACCAGGCCCGCAGGAAUGACUGCCUUCCUCCUCGGCAAGGCUCCUGCAAUCGCGUGUUGAUGAUGUUACCAGCAUCAGGACUUGUGUACCGAAACAGAAUAAACAAGUGCUCGCUUCAUCCGCUAGCUCAGAGUAGCCAAGUGAUUUCUUUCUCU
Molecule: messenger RNA, 3410 nt
Organism: Chroicocephalus ridibundus (black-headed gull)
Lineage: Eukaryota; Metazoa; Chordata; Aves; Charadriiformes; Laridae
Gene: RPUSD2
Product: RNA pseudouridine synthase domain containing 2
Exons: 3
Coding region: 52-1611 (519 amino acids)
Biological process (GO): enzyme-directed rRNA pseudouridine synthesis
Molecular function (GO): RNA binding; pseudouridine synthase activity
Source: RefSeq, a predicted model, not a curated record